Lotus japonicus is the source of this 342-nucleotide messenger RNA. RefSeq lists its product as uncharacterized. The transcript has a single exon. Bases 1 to 342 code for a protein of 113 amino acids. NCBI's taxonomy places the organism in Eukaryota, Viridiplantae, Streptophyta, Magnoliopsida, Fabales, Fabaceae. Gene Ontology annotation, molecular function: nucleic acid binding; RNA-DNA hybrid ribonuclease activity. The record is from RefSeq and is a predicted model, not a curated record.
AUGGGAGGUGGUGGUGUUCUCAUAAAUAGCCAUGGCAACUGGGUGUUAAGAUUCUCUUACCAUGGCAAAGGGGGGGAAUCCCUCUUUGCUGAGCUGGGUGCGCUUCGUGUUGGCCUAGAAUUGGGUUGGAAAGCUGGCCAUAGGAAGCUGGUGGUGGAGCUUGAUUAUAGUGAUGUGUUGGCUGCCUUAGAAGACCUGAAUUGUGGUGAUUUUAUCCCUGAGAUCGAAGUUGUUCGCUGUCUCAUUAGUCGUAAUUGGGAGGUGAGGUUGAGAGUUAUCCCCCGAGACUACAACAGGCCGACGGAUUGGCUUGCUAAGCAUGGUGCGUCGGCUCCUGACUGA